Molecule: messenger RNA, 732 nt
Organism: Fulmarus glacialis (Northern fulmar)
Lineage: Eukaryota; Metazoa; Chordata; Aves; Procellariiformes; Procellariidae
Product: septin-7-like
Exons: 7
Biological process (GO): cilium assembly; cytoskeleton-dependent cytokinesis
Cellular component (GO): cell division site; septin complex; microtubule cytoskeleton
Molecular function (GO): GTPase activity; molecular adaptor activity; GTP binding
Source: RefSeq, a predicted model, not a curated record
GUUUUGUAUCCAGGAAUCUUUCAUAGCUUUUUUCAAAAUAUUUUUCCUUUGCAUCUUUCAUCUUCAGCCCUUGUCUCACAACAGAAAAACCUUGAAGGAUAUGUGGGGUUUGCAAAUCUUCCAAAUCAAGUUUACCGGAAGUCUGUGAAGAGAGGAUUUGAAUUCACACUCAUGGUAGUAGGUGAAUCUGGACUGGGAAAAUCAACAUUAAUCAACUCAUUAUUCUUAACAGAAUUGUAUUCCCCAGAGUAUCCAGGUCCUUCACACAGAAUUAAAAAGACUGUACAGGUUGAGCAGUCAAAAGUUUUAAUCAAAGAGGGUGGUGUUCAGUUACUACUUACAAUAGUUGACACACCAGGAUUUGGAGAUGCUGUGGAUAAUAGUAAUUGUUGGCAGCCAGUUAUCGACUACAUUGACAGUAAAUUUGAGGACUACCUGAAUGCAGAAUCUCGAGUGAACAGACGUCAGAUGCCAGAUAAUAGAGUGCAGUGUUGUUUAUACUUCAUUGCUCCUUCAGGACAUGGACUUAAGCCUUUGGAUAUAGAGUUUAUGAAGCGCCUGCACGAAAAAGUGAAUAUCAUUCCACUUAUUGCCAAAGCAGACACACUUACACCCGAGGAAUGCCAACAGUUUAAAAAACAGAUAAUGAAAGAAAUCCAAGAACACAAAAUUAAAAUAUAUGAAUUUCCAGAAACAGAUGAUGAAGAAGAAAAUAAGAUUGUUAAAAAGAUA